Molecule: messenger RNA, 519 nt
Organism: Acanthosepion pharaonis
Lineage: Eukaryota; Metazoa; Mollusca; Cephalopoda; Sepiida; Sepiidae
Source: the annotation of a GenBank genome assembly
AUGUCAGCACGAUUCUUUCUUUCUUUCUUUCUUUCUUUCUUUCUUUCUUUCUGUUUUAUUAUUUCUUUUUUACUUUCUUUCUCUUUGCUUUUUUCUUUUUAUUUUUUUCUUUACUUUUUCUUUCGUUUCUCCUUUUUCUUUUCUUUCUUUCAUUUUCUUUUUUUCCAUUCUUUCUUUUUUUCUUUGUUUCUUUACUUUCCUUUUUCUUUAUUUUUCUUUCAUUUUUCUUUUCUUUAUUUCCUUUUUCCUGUCUUUCUUCCAUUAUUUUAUUCUUUCUUUAAUUUUCUUUCUUUCUUUCUUUCUUUUUUUCUUUCUUUCUUUCUUUCUUUCUUAGCUUCUGCCUUUUCUCAUCCGUUGCCUCUUUCUUUCUUUCUUUCUUUCUUUCUUUCUUUCUUAUUCAUUCUUUCUUCUUUCUUUCUUUUUCUUUGUUUCUUUUCUUUACUUUCUUACUUUUUUCUUUCUUGUUUCUUUCUUUUUCUUCCAUUUCUUUCUUUCGUUCUUUCUAUUUUCUUCAUUUAA